Episyrphus balteatus (marmalade hoverfly) is the source of this 2470-nucleotide messenger RNA. RefSeq names its product plasmanylethanolamine desaturase (gene Kua). The coding region runs from base 1302 to 2276 and encodes 324 amino acids. NCBI's taxonomy places the organism in Eukaryota, Metazoa, Arthropoda, Insecta, Diptera, Syrphidae. The record is from RefSeq and is a predicted model, not a curated record. The transcript has 7 exons. Gene Ontology annotation, molecular function: oxidoreductase activity.
UAUUUUGUCAAGUCGAAUGAAAAAAAGAUAUACAAAUAAAAAAAAAAAUUCAAUACAAAAUUUUUUAAUUGAUUAAUUGCAUUGACAACUUCUCAUUCCUCUGUUUUCUUCAUUCAACCCCUUUCUUUAUUCCAUAUUUGGGAUGAAUGAUCUAAGAAUGACGAUGAGUGACAAGUGAUAAAGCAAAGUGAAGUAACAUCAUAGAGUGCCCCCUCAAUACAAGGGAAAUUCUUGCUAUCUCACCACCUAAUAAUAAUUGUAAGAGUGACUAAGAAGCUAUUCGGCGUCAGACAUCGUCGGAUAUACACGUAUAUUUUAUUAUAUUGUGUGUUUUAUUCGGAAGUUCGGUUUCCCAUCACAUUUAAAUACAAAAAAAGAAAAACCUACCCCACUUCGUUUUGUCUAAGAAAAAAAAAAAAAAAAACAUACUAUCGCGCAUAGAUAGUUUUUAUUUUUUCAUUAAUUUUUUUUUUUGUUCGUUUUUGUUUUUAAUAUCGAUUUAUUCGCUUGAGACAAAUACAGCUGAGCAAUUAAUUAUAAAUGACGCUACCAGUGAAAAGUUCUCAUUUAUAGGUUAGCCGCUUUUCGUGUUCGUCCCCACGAAUAUUAACUUUGGGGUAGUUCAGUUCAGUUCAAUUCAAAUCGCCAGUGUCUGCAUAUAAACCCACCCCAAAAAAAUACCUGUUUUGCUAGGGCUCUACCACCUUACCACCCUUUUCCAUACAUUAAGUGUCUUCAUAUCGUGUUGUCGUGUGUGUUGUGUUGUAUGUGUGUUAUAUCCACAAAAGUAUAGUUUGGUUUGGAGUUUAUUUUUUUUUCUAGCUCCUCACUCAUGUUGUCAUCCCUUAGGGAUAUAGUUGCAUGCAUGGAAAUCGGCUAGAAAACCUUCGAAGAACAUUUAUUUUUCUGUUCUAGUUUUGAAUUCACUUCAUUUGUAAAGACGGUAUAGAGUUAGCCACUUUGCUAAUUAAGGCCGAGGAAAGAGAGCAGCAACCCUCCAGUAAAUAAUUAGUACACAUUUUCUAAUACAACAAAAAAAUAAGAACUAACCAAUUGUAGUAGUUUUGUUCUGUUGAACGUUUGGAUAAAAAAGGAAAUAUGCGUGUGACAUUAUUUUAUAGAAUAAAAACAACAACAACAUCAUUUUAUCGUAAUAUAACUCUUUUAUAAAUCUAUCCACUGUGUCAGUUAAUGAAUUUAAAUUAAAUUGUUUCAUUUCUAAUUUGAAUACAAUAUAAUAGUGUUGUUUGUGUAGAAAAAAAAUACUGUGUUUUGUUGAAGACAAACAAAAAGAAGAGAACAUGGAUAUAGUAUCACAUUGUACGAUGAAACAUCAGGAGAAUAUGGGAACACCAAUUAAUAAGAAAAUCCUGUGCCAGACAUCAGGACCAGCUAUUAAAAUAUCAACGACAUUUCUAACAACGAAUCCCAUAAAAUCGGAUCAAGAAAUAUUAGAAAAUUCUAUGCUUGAAGAUGAUCCAAAUGGUAAUUCAACGCUGGAACAAACGUUCAAUGAAAAGAAAUCCCCAAGAUGGGGUCCCCAGCACAAAGGAGCACAAGAAUUGGCUAAUCUUUAUAGCCCAGGAAAACGUGCCCAAGAAAUAAUCUGCGUCUACACCUGCAUCACAUUAAUGUUUAUCAAUUUAAUUUUGAUAAUCAAACAUUUUCGUAUUGAUCGUAUCAGUGUAGCAUGUGUUUCAGCAUUCUUUGGCAUAUUGACGGCGGAUUUUGGUUCCGGUUUAGUUCAUUGGGCUGCUGAUACAUGGGGCAGUGUUGAACUUCCAAUUAUUGGAAGGAAUUUUCUUCGACCAUUUCGUGAACAUCAUAUUGAUCCAACAUCAAUUACCAGACAUGAUUUCAUUGAAACAAAUGGUGAUAAUUUCAUGCUUAGCAUUCCAAUACUAGCUACCUUGGCAUAUAACUUUAUGACAAAGUCACCUCAGGACAUUCAAAUGGACUUUGGAUGGAGUUCCUAUCUAUUUUUGUGUUCGAUAUUUGUCGCCCUAACAAAUCAGAUACACAAAUGGUCACAUACGUAUUGGGGUCUGCCUAAAUGGGUUCAGUUCCUUCAGAACCACCAUAUUGUUCUACCAAGAAAACAUCAUCGUAUUCAUCAUGUUGCUCCACAUGAAACAUAUUUUUGUAUAACAACUGGUUGGCUAAACUGGCCCUUAGAGAAGUUGAAGUUUUGGCCAGCAAUGGAGGGUCUGAUAGAAUGUUUAACUGGAUGCAAGCCUCGUGAUGACGAUUUGAAAUGGGCAAAGAAAAGUUUGUAGCAGCAACUACAAUUUAUUUGCCGAAUGAUGCGAUUUUUAUAAGCAAUUAAUUAUUAAAUAAAAUUAAAUAUUUUACACCAAACAGAACAAAUCAAACACCAAAAAAUAAUAUUCACCUUAACCAGCACAUGUUCACAAAAAAAAUAAUUAAAAACAAACAAAUCUCAAUGCAAUGCAAUAACAAAAAAAAAACA